Lactuca virosa is the source of this 396-nucleotide messenger RNA. The record is from the annotation of a GenBank genome assembly. NCBI's taxonomy places the organism in Eukaryota, Viridiplantae, Streptophyta, Magnoliopsida, Asterales, Asteraceae.
AUGGCGUCGUCUGCAAACGAGAAAUUGGCUAAUCUCUUCAAUUCUGCCGGAGUAGUAGAUAUCGCCGAGGUUAUAUACAACAGGGAUACAGAACAAAGUAGAGGAUUUGGGUUUGUGACAAUGAGCACAGUAGAAGAAGCUGAGAAAGUUGUGGAUAAGUUUAAUGGCUAUGAUUUGAGUGGAAGGGCUCUUACUGUAAAUAAGGCUGCACCAAGAGGUUCACAACCAGAAAAACGAGUGGUGGGGACUUCUUUCAAGAUCUACGUGGUUGAAGUUUCCAAGAUUUUGAUUUUUGUUCAAGUUCUUGUUUUCAUACAUUGCAACUGCAACAAGACUACAACCCUUCAUUCAUCUCUAGUUUCUGAACUCUUGGAUCUUGACAAGGUUGAAUUCUGA